GAGUACCAUUUGGUGUUGUUAUAAGGAAAAUCUCAUCAUACCCUUAUAAUAUAUUAACCACCACCUCCUCCUCCUCAACAUAUACUUUCAUAGUCUUAAUAUAAUUCUCUUCUCUCUUUUCUUAUUUUUGUUUCUCUUCAAAAUGAGUAGUAACAGCAGUUUAAGCGUGGUGGAAUCAAAAUUACCACCAGGAUUUAGAUUCCAUCCAAGAGAUGAAGAACUUAUUUGUGAUUACUUAAUGAAGAAAAUUGAUCAAUCUCCAGACCAACAACAACAAUAUCCUUUUCUCAUCGAAGUUGACCUUAACAAAUCCGAACCCUGGGAAAUUCCUGAAGUGGCCUGUGUUGGAGGGAAGGAGUGGUAUUUCUACAGCCAACGUGACCGUAAAUACGCGACGGGGCUCCGAACAAACAGAGCCACCGUCUCCGGUUACUGGAAAGCCACCGGAAAAGAUCGCGCCGUCGUCAGAAAAGGUAGCCUUGUUGGUAUGAGAAAAACCCUAGUUUUCUAUCAAGGAAGAGCCCCUAAAGGAAGAAAAAGUGAUUGGGUUAUGCAUGAAUUUCGUCUUGAAGGUCCCCUUAAUAAUAACAUUCGUCCUCAAAUUUCAUCUCCCAGGGAGGAUUGGGUAUUAUGUCGAGUAUUCCACAAGAACAAAGAAUUACUUGCUGCCAAACAAGGAACUAGUAGCAACAACAUAUAUUACGAUGACGGUACAAUAAGUUCUUCAUCUGUACCACAAUUAAUGGAAAAUCCUUACAUCACUUUUGACCAAACACAACCUAACAACAACAAUAUUAAUAUGAAUGAAUUAUAUUAUGAGCAAGUGCCCUGCUUCUCCAUUUUCACCCCUAACCAAACUACUUUCACCUCCCACAGCCACCACCACCACCACCCCGCUACCUCUACCACCACCGGAGCCACCCCGAUCACCACCGCGUACGGUGGUUUUCCGGCUGAUAUUGGAAAUUACCUAAAUGCCACUGCAACAUCGUCUACGUGUGAUAACAAAGUAAUUAAAGCUGUUUUAAGUCAUUUGAGUACCAAGAAUAUUAUAAUGGAAGGUAAUAAUAAUAAUAGUAAUUUUAAUAAUAGUUCUGCCCAAAAUAUCAUGAAUAUAAAAGGAGGAAAUUCACCUAGCUUUGGUGAAGUAAGUUCUGAAACUAGUUUCUUAUCUGAGGUGGCCUAUCAUCCUACAAUGUGGAACAAUUAUUGAUUUUUUUGAUAGAAUUAUUGUAAAAUUUGUACUCAAAUUUAGAUGUGGGAUAAUGGAAGUAUUGUUUUUAUGUUGUUAAUUAUAGUGUUAUAUAUGUAUAUAUUGUAACCUUCCAUAUAUUAGAAUUUACAUAUACUAGAUUUACCAAUACAUCUA
This is a messenger RNA of Capsicum annuum, 1369 nucleotides long. RefSeq names its product NAC domain-containing protein 21/22. Gene Ontology annotation, biological process: regulation of DNA-templated transcription. Gene Ontology annotation, molecular function: DNA binding. The record is from RefSeq and is a predicted model, not a curated record. NCBI's taxonomy places the organism in Eukaryota, Viridiplantae, Streptophyta, Magnoliopsida, Solanales, Solanaceae. The transcript has 3 exons. Bases 143 to 1213 code for a protein of 356 amino acids.